Messenger RNA from Teleopsis dalmanni, 2146 nucleotides. It is a transcript of the gene lovit, whose product is annotated as proton-associated sugar transporter A. Gene Ontology annotation, cellular component: membrane. Gene Ontology annotation, molecular function: sucrose:proton symporter activity. The transcript is spliced from 8 exons. Bases 1 to 1878 code for a protein of 625 amino acids. The record is from RefSeq and is a predicted model, not a curated record. NCBI's taxonomy places the organism in Eukaryota, Metazoa, Arthropoda, Insecta, Diptera, Diopsidae.
AUGGAAAAGUUACAUGAAUAUCAGGGACUUACUGGACGUCUGCAUGAAUGGCGAGAUGCUCUAAGAACACGCAUUAAUGAUUUUGAGGAGAAUGGGAAAGGAAAUGUUUUUGAAAUUGCUAAAAAUACAGCUAGCAAUCAACUUAAGGGAAAUGUGAGCGCAUCUCAGGAUUUUUCUCAUAUAUACAGAUUUAAAACACGAAUGGAACUUGUACGGAUUUCUGCUGCAGUAAUGGGUAUUGAAUUUUCUUAUGCUGCUGAAACAGCAUUUGUUUCUCCAACUCUUUUAAAAAUUGGAGUAGAGCAUAAACACAUGACUUUGGUAUGGGCAUUAUCACCCUUAGUCGGAUUUUUUCUUUGUCCCAUACUUGGCUCCAUGAGUGAUAGAUGCAAGUUAAACAUGGGUCGACGUAGACCUUUUAUAAUAUUAUUGUCAGUAGGAGUUUUGCUAGGUUUAUUGCUUGUUCCAAAUGGAGAAAAUUUAGGUUAUUGGUUUGGCGAUAAUAACAUAAGUGCCACGGCCAUUAAUAUUACAAAUAAUUCAAGUCAAGCGCAAAAUACAUUACCUAUAAAAAUGUUUAAUACGACGCUAAGUUCACAGCAUUCAUAUGGAAUUUUUUUUACCGUUCUUGGAACUGUUUUAUUAGACUUCGACGCUGAUGCAUGUCAAAGUCCUGCUAGAACAUUUCUUUUAGAUAUAUGUGUACCAGAGGAUCAUGCUAAAGGAUUAUCAACUUUUACAAUAAUGGCCGGACUAGGUGGAUUUAUGGGAUAUUCUAUGGGAGGUAUUAAUUGGGAUUCAAUGAAAAUUGGUCGCGAGCUUGGAGGUCAUGUAAAAGCUGUAUUUACAAUAGUAACUUUUAUUUUUAUUGUGUGUGUAACCAUAACAAUCACCAGCUUUAAAGAAAUUCCUUUGUGGGCAUUAAAUAAAUUAAAGGGUAACAUAACCAGCAACGACGGUACUGAUGACUAUCCAGCAACAAAUUAUGGAACAUUACGUAAUGACAAAGUCAACCCAAUGGAUAUAAAUGAGUUAACAAAUAUAACCAACGAAAACCCAGAGUAUAACGAAUCUGUUGAAUUUGAUCAACAUAUAAAAGAAACUGUUUUUAUCGAAAAUAGUACUGAGAUUUCAUCAGAUGUACACGAACAACCAGAAAGUUGUGCACUGCAAUCCAAUACUGACCAAUCAUUGACAAAUUAUUUACAAUCUAUUUUGUAUAUGCCUCAUUCGUUGCGCAUGAUUUGCUUGACCAAUCUCUUCUGCUGGAUGGCUCAUGUCUGUUAUUCUUUGUAUUUCACCGAUUUUGUAGGUGAAGCAGUCUUCAAUGGAAAUCCUCGAGCAAUAAAAGGAUCAAUAGAACAAAUUCGGUACGAGGAAGGAGUUCGGUUUGGUUGCUGGGGGAUGGCGAUGUAUUCAUUAUCAUGUGCAAUUUACUCUGUUUUGAUUGAAGAACUAAUUAAACGCUUCAGGGUUAAAAAAGUUUACGUGGGGGGAUUGUUGUUUUACUGCGUUGGAAUGACUUUAAUGGCAUUAACUCGAUGUAAAGAAAGCGUGAUUAUCUUCAGCUGGACAGCUGGCGUUAUGUAUUCUACGCUCUUUACAAUGCCAUAUUUGAUUGUAGCACAUUAUCAUUCCAUGGGCACGUUUGAACUCAGCACAGACAACACUAAUAAAUAUGCAACAGAUGUUCGUGGAUUAGGAACAGACAUAGCAAUGGUAAACAGUAUGGUAUUUCUAGCGCAAUUUAUUUUAUCACUGUGUAUGGGAACAAUUAUAUCUAUAUCGGGAACAACAACAGCUGUUAUAACUACUGCUAGUUUUCUAAGCUUUUGUGGGGCAAUUGCAGCGGCCAACAUUAUGUACCUGGAUUUGUAAAUUGUUUUAUCAGGAUUUUUAUUAAAUAUAAUUGAAAAUUUAGGAGGAACUAGUACAUAUGUUAGCGUUUAAUUUUAAUGUCACAGAUUAAUUAAUAUUUACAGAUUGUACUAAUAUUUAAUAUAAGGCCUUUUCGGUGACUCGCAAGUAUGACAAAAAAUGCAUGCUGGCCUAUAUAUUGACUUCGCGAUGCAUUGGUAUCUGUCACGUGUUAAGUUUUCAAAUAGCAAAAAUAGCUUAAUGUAAGUAAAUUACAUUGUGUAUAAAA